AUGCGUAACAAGCCUCAUCUUAAUGUAGGAACUAUUGGCCAUGUUGAUCACGGUAAAACCACUCUGACUUCGGCUAUCACUAAAGUACUGUCCUUAUCGAAAGGUGCAAAGUAUAGGAAAUAUGAGGAAAUCGACAAUGCACCAGAAGAGAAAGCUAGAGGCAUUACAAUAAAUGCUUUUCAUCUUGAGUAUGAGACCGCCAAGCGCCACUAUGCGCACAUUGACUGUCCCGGUCAUGCCGACUACAUCAAGAACAUGAUCACCGGAGCAGCACAAAUGGAAGGGGCCAUUCUUGUUACUCGGGAACACCUUCUACUUGCACGUCAGGUCGGAAUACCCCGUGAAAACAUAGCUAUCUAUUUGAAUAAGAUUGAUGAAAUUCCGGAUCAAGAAACUCGUGAACUAGUUGAGAUGGAGAUACGUGAGCUGUUGAACGAAUUCGGAUACCAAGGCGAUACCUUACCUGUUAUAUUUGGAUCUGCUUUAUGUGCUCUUGAAGGGAAAAAGCCUGAAAUUGGAGAGGAAUCUGUAAAACAAUUGCUAGACGUUCUCGAUGAAAAGUUCAUCAUCCCUGAAAGAAACGUAAACACGGAGGCAAUGUUCGCUGCUGAACAUGUAUAUUCUAUCCAAGGACGAGGAACGGUUAUCACUGGAAAACUGGAAAGGGGUACACUGAAACGUGGUGACAAGGUAGAAAUUGUUGGAUGCGACCGUGAAAACGUGAAAUCCGUCAUUUCGGGUCUCGAAUCAUUCCGUAAGACGAUAGAGCAAGCGGAACCUGGUGAUCAGUUGGGUGUUUUAUUACGUGGUCUUGGUCCAAAAGAUGUUCGACGAGGUUGUGUUCUUCUACCUCAGGGCCAUAAACACAAAGUCACAGAUAAAGUUAAAGCACAGCUGUACGUUCUCAAACCAACAGAGGGUGGAUCGAAGGUUCCUAUCGCAAACUAUUUCACAGAACACAUCUUUUCUCUUACAUGGGACGCCUCAGCCUUGCUUAAGAUUGUUGGCAAAGACUUCAUAAUGCCUGGAGAGGCAUCAGAAGUUGAGGUGAAUUUGAACCAAAAAAUGUUCAUUGAACCGCAGCAAAGAUUCACUGUUCGGAAGGGCACGAAAACUGUUGGAACGGGUGUAUUCACGGAAACUCUUCCUCCGCAGUCAGAAGAAGAAAAGACUACCAAGCACAGAAAGAAGCUGAUGAAAGCUGAAAUGGAACGUUUGGGUUUCAACCCUUACGGCCAAAUAUUUGAGAAGCGAUUGAAACCGGAUUAUUCAAAUUCACCGAAAGAUAACCCAGCUGCCAAAGCUUUCGAGGGUAUUGAACAGCAGGAGGGUUAG
Messenger RNA from Angiostrongylus costaricensis, 1335 nucleotides. Lineage: Eukaryota; Metazoa; Nematoda; Chromadorea; Rhabditida; Metastrongylidae. The record is from the annotation of a GenBank genome assembly.